Messenger RNA from Trichoplax adhaerens, 609 nucleotides. RefSeq lists its product as uncharacterized. The record is from RefSeq and is a predicted model, not a curated record. NCBI's taxonomy places the organism in Eukaryota, Metazoa, Placozoa, Uniplacotomia, Trichoplacea, Trichoplacidae. The annotation marks the transcript as partial. The transcript is spliced from 3 exons. Gene Ontology annotation, biological process: regulation of transcription by RNA polymerase II. Gene Ontology annotation, cellular component: transcription regulator complex; PcG protein complex. Gene Ontology annotation, molecular function: DNA-binding transcription factor activity, RNA polymerase II-specific; RNA polymerase II cis-regulatory region sequence-specific DNA binding.
UAUACAUGUAGCUAUUAUGCUUGUGGCAGAACAUUCGCUUCUUUAUCGCAUCUGAAGUAUCAUAUUCGGACUCACACAGGUGAAAAGCCAUAUAAUUGUGAGAGUGAAAAUUGCGGCAAAAAAUUUUCAUCCUCGGGACACCUAUUACAUCAUAAAUCCAUACAUACAGGAGAGCGACCUUUCCAAUGUCAGAUCCAAGGAUGCGUUCAGAGCUAUGUUUGGCCUGCUCAUCUGAAAUAUCAUCAAUUAAGUCAUAUCGAUGACAGACAAUUUCAAUGUCCUAGCAAUGGCUGUGAAAAGAAGUUUUACGUUUCUCAGAGGCUUGCGGUUCAUCUUCGUUCUCAUACUGGCGAAAAACCUUUCCUUUGCACAGUAAAUGGAUGCUCUAAGUCCUUUACUACCGCCGGCAAUUUGAAGAAUCAUAUAAGAACUCACACUGGUGAACGCCCAUACUCUUGUGACCAUGAUGAUUGCAAUAAACGAUUUACAGAGCUUUCUAGUUUGAAAAAGCAUAAAUUAACACAUACAGGAGAGAAGCCGUAUAGUUGCGACAUAUGCGGUAAAAGGUUUUCUCAGAGCAGCAGCCGUAACUGUCACAGACGCCGUCAU